AUGCUCGCUGCUGAUAAGCUACGAGAGCUGCGCGUGCUCAUGAGCCGGACAAACGUGCGUCUACUUCCUUUACGUCAUCAUCUGGACAAAACAGAUAAGACAGAAGAGGUGGUAGAGCUUACAGGACGAUCACUACAGGCUUUUCUCGUGGAAACAGCUGAUGCCCAUCAAAGUGAAUACGUCGGGAACGCGCACAAACGUCGCGAGUUCCUCACUGGUUUUACAGGCUCUAAUGGCACAGCAUUAGUGACAAUAGAGAAGGCAUUAAUGUGGACCGAUGGUCGUUAUUUCUUACAAGCAGAGCAGGAACUUAGUGACGAUUGGACACUCAUGAAGUCGGAAGAGGCCGGUGUAGCCACAAUUGAACAAUGGACCAAAACCAAUCUACCAAGUACAAGUGUUUUGGGUAUUGACCCUUACUUGACAUCAGUCUUUACAGCUCGGAAUUUUGUCAGAGUGUUGAAAGAAACAAAAAUUGAGCUUGUAGCUCUCCAUGAGACUGAUAAUCUAGUGGAUCUAAUAUGGAAGAACCGUCCGACGAUAUCACCUUCGCAGGUAACUUUUCUAUCAGAAAAAUACACGGGCUGCUCAGUUGUUGACAAACUCAAGAGCAUUCGUGAGGCUAUGAAAGCAAAUGGAGCCGAUGCUGUUGUGCUCACUGCGCUUGACGACAUCGCGUGGUUGUUCAAUAUCCGUGGCAAUGACGUCCAGUUCAACCCGGUUGUCACGGCAUACGCUAUAGUGACGUGUGACUCGGCAACUCUGUUCUUGGAUGCGGCGAAUCAAGAUGAAGUGAUUCAGCAUUUUGGACCAAGUGGAGUCGUUUGCAAGCCAUACUCAAGUAUGUUAAAAGAGGUUUCGGUCUUUGCUUUAGCUAACAAGGACAAGAAAAUUAUGGUAGACCCCGCUCAAUGCAACGUCGCCGUUUUCCUUGCCAUACCGGCUGCAAACCGCAUCGAGGGUACCUCGGUAAUCAUGGCCCUGAAAGCGACCAAGAGUACUGUUGAAAUUGAGGGUAUGCGUCAGGCUCACCUUCGUGACGGUGCUGCACUUGUCAAGUACUUUAGUUGGCUUACAAAGGAGAUGGAUGCUGGUCACGAAGACCAAUGGGACGAAGUUCUGGUUGCAGAUAAGCAGGAACAGUUUCGUCAGCAAGUGAAAGACUACGUAUCGUUGAGCUUCGAUACCAUUUCGUCGAUUGGAGCAAAUGGAUCCAUCAUCCAUUACUCGCCAAAGCGUAACGGUUGUGCAAAAAUGUCGACGUCUGCCAUAUAUCUGAACGACUCUGGAGCUCAAUAUAUGGAUGGCACGACGGACGUCACCCGAACGCUUCACUUUGGACAGCCUGCUGCUUAUGAAAAGGCGUGCUUUACCCAUGUUCUGAAGGCGCAUAUUGCUCUUGCGAGUGCUGUCUUCCCUGACAAGACCGAAGGCGUCAGACUUGAUGCCAUUGCACGUACGCCGUUGUGGAAAGCCGGUCUGGAUUACCGUCAUGGAACAGGUCACGGUGUUGGCGCGUUCCUUAAUGUGCACGAAAAGGGUGUAUUGAUGUCGGUCCGCUUGAACCCGAAUGGCUUAAAGAUUCAAGAAGGCAUGAUCCUCAGUAAUGAACCUGGCUACUAUGAAGACGGCAAAUUUGGUAUUCGUAUUGAGAGCGUUAUGGUUGUCAAGAAGGCUCCCCAAAUCAAGAGUCCACUCAAUCGCGUAUUCUGCGAAUUCGAGACUCUCACUCUCGUUCCUAUACAGCAAAAGCUCAUUGACAUGAGUCUGCUUACAGCCGAGGAAAUCAAGUGGUUGAACGCGUACCACAGGGAGGUGCACGACAAGCUUCAACCGUUACUAGAAGAUGACUCAGAAGCGUACGCAUACCUUACACGAGAAACGAAGCCUCUGUCGCUGUAG
This is a messenger RNA of Peronospora belbahrii, 1902 nucleotides long. NCBI's taxonomy places the organism in Eukaryota, Oomycota, Peronosporomycetes, Peronosporales, Peronosporaceae. The record is from the annotation of a GenBank genome assembly.